GCUUGAGUUUGCUUCCACCGUCUCAACAUAAGUGAAUUGAAAUUAAUUCGCGCAUCACCGACUCAGUAUAGAAUUGUCCAUUAUUCAGUAAACAGAAGCCAGCUGCUUCUUCUUGCAGCAGAAGAUGAGAUGAUCAACUUGAUGAAGAAGAAACACACCCAAGACAAUCUCUUACUCGCACUGGCACAUCAUCACCACAUCUAUAUAAUCAUCAAGCCCCACAUCGCUUGAAGGCCGUGAAUCCGAAGGCAGACAGCGGCAUCGAUCGAUCGCAAACUCCACACCAACAAGCACAACAGAUCAAGCGAUCAACGAUGGACGGCGGCGGCAAGAAGCAUUUCAUCCUGGUGCACGGGCUCUGCCACGGCGCGUGGUGCUGGUACAAGGUGGCCACGCUGCUCCGGGCGGCGGGGCACCGCGUGACGGCGCUCGACCUCGCCGCGUCGGGCGCCCACCCGGCGCGCCUGGACGAGGUGCGCUCCUUCGAGGAGUAUUCGGGCCCGCUGCUGGACGCGGUCGCCGCCGCGGCGCCGCCCGGCAGCGGCGGCGAGCGGCUCGUCCUAGUCGGCCACAGCCACGGCGGGCUCAGCCUCGCGCUCGCCCUGGAGCGGUUCCCGCGCAAGGUCGCCGCCGCCGUGUUCGUGGCCGCGGCGUUGCCCUGCGUCGGCAAGCACAUGGGCGUCACCACAGAGGAGUUCAUGAGAAGAACUGCUUCUGGAGGCCUGCUCAUGGACUGCCAAACGGUGGCCAUCAACAGCAGCAACAGCAACAAUGGAGUGGCAAUCGUGAUGGGUCCAAGGUUCAUGGAAGAAAAAUAUUACCAGCAAAGCCCAGCCGAGGACCUGACCCUGGCGAAGCUGCUGGUGAGGCCUGGGAACCAGUUCCUGGAGGACCCGGUGAUGAAGGACGAGGCGCUGCUCACGGCCGGCAACUACGGGUCGGUGAGGAAGGUGUUCGUGGUGGCCAAGGCCGACGGCUCCAGCACCGAGGAGAUGCAGCGCUGGAUGGUGGACAUGAGCCCCGGCACGGAGGUCGAGGAGAUCGCCGGCGCCGACCACGCCGUCAUGAACUCCAAGCCCACCGAGCUUUGCGACGUCCUGCUCAGGAUAUAAUAUAGCCAACAAAUACGACUAGAAUAAUAUAAAGAUUAAUCUUGGUGCUCGUAGUAUUGUAUUUCAUGGAAGACUAUAUAAGCCAGCUCGUUACACGCUGGGCACUGUCGUUAUGGAAUAAAAAUGCUUGCAUUUCCUUC
Messenger RNA from Setaria italica (foxtail millet), 1252 nucleotides. Its product is annotated as esterase PIR7B. Gene Ontology annotation, molecular function: methyl salicylate esterase activity; methyl indole-3-acetate esterase activity; methyl jasmonate esterase activity. The transcript has 3 exons. Gene Ontology annotation, biological process: salicylic acid metabolic process; jasmonic acid metabolic process. NCBI's taxonomy places the organism in Eukaryota, Viridiplantae, Streptophyta, Magnoliopsida, Poales, Poaceae. The record is from RefSeq and is a predicted model, not a curated record. The coding region runs from base 315 to 1112 and encodes 265 amino acids.